CAAUCUGGGGAUGAAAUAUGAGGAGAGCCUUAGUCGGAAUUUAUCAACCACAUAACUUCAAGUUGAAGGAACUUUCACUCUGACCGACGACUUGUCGAUUAGGAAAGAAAAAAACCAGAUAUUCCGAUGUCAAAGCCAGACUUGGCGGUUUCCAUGAACCCGCUGGGCUUGCGGGAUCCAAAAUUCAAUGGUCCGCAGGGAGAUGCCAUUCCCUUUUUCCACGAGGGCAGGUACCAUCUCUUCUAUCUGGAAUCGCCGGCAAAUGUGUACGAUCAGCCUGAGCGCGGGCGCACGCCUUGGAAGCACGUCGUCAGCGACAACCUCGUCGACUGGCAGGAUCUCGGGAUUGCACUGCCGCUCGGCGAAGGUGACGAUCCCGAUAUCGACGGGAUUUGGACGGGGUCCAUCGUCGCCGUCGACGGCGUGCUACAUGUCUUUUACACCGGUGGCCGUCGUACGGCGAGUGUCCCGCAGACAAUCUGCCACGCGACCAGCACGGACGGCGGUGUUGUCUUCAAGAAGAGCCCCUCGAAUCCGAUUCAUCUCCCACAGGCCGAAUGGUUCGAGCGACGCGACUGGCGUGAUCCCUUUGUGUUUUGGAACGAAGAGCACAAGCAAUACUGGAUGCUGAUCACCUCUCGUGCGAACGACGGACCUCCCGGGCGUAGAGGUGUGAUCUCGUUGAGCACUUCCGAUGAUCUCACGACGUGGACCACCGUACAAGAACCUUUCUACUCACCAGGAAUCACGUACUCGAUGGAAUGCCCCGAGGUGUUUCGCCUGGGCGACAAGUGGCGCCUGGUGUUUUCCCGCUUCACCGAGCACGCCGCCACCGUCUACCGCGAGGCGGACAGUCUGUCCGGCCCAUGGCGCACCCCGAAACACCCGGCGUUGGACGGCGCCCACUGGUAUGCCGCAAAGUCCCUGGAGGAUGCACGGGGACGCCGUAUUGCCUUCGGCUGGGUCCACGAUCGGCGUGGCUUCGCAGAGGGAGGCGAGUGGCUGUGGGGCGGGGACAUGUGCCUGCCGCGCGAAAUCUUCGUCGGUGACGAUGACCGUUUGUGCGUACGGAUGCCGCUCGAAGUCGACGCCCAACUGACGUCCCGACGGGAACUACUGAUUCGGCAUCAGGCAUCAUCCCCCGGUGGCGCGACGACAGCAGCAGCAGAAUGGAAAGCCAGCGCGCCUGGAUCCUUUGCGGUAGCCGAGAUCGAGAGUGGCCCUCUGCAGCCCAGCCUGACCCGGCUCACGGUUGAAGCCGACCUCCAUGAGCUUGCUGGUGGCGUAGGUCUGGCGCUCUACGCGAACGCGGGUCUCACAGAGGGUUUGCUGCUCUUUUUCGACGCGAGCACCGGGGUCAUCAGCUUGGGCGGUCCCGCAAGGGGACAGGAGGACGAUCGUCUACCUACACCGUUUGUGACGAAUCGAGUUACCGGCCGUCGCCGAGGGAAGCUUCGAUUCGACUUGUAUCUACGUGGCAAUGUGCUCGAGAUAUUUGUCGAUAGACGGGUCGCGCUGACGUAUCGUCAAUAUUUCGAUCGGUCGUUCACCGCACAGCCGUACGUCGAAGAUGGUGUAGUCACAUUCAGGGCGAUGCUGGCAACGAGGGGAGGGAAACUAGAGAGAGCACAAUGAAAAGUCCAGGAGGCGUAGCCUCUUGUCAAAAUGA
Molecule: messenger RNA, 1669 nt
Organism: Exophiala oligosperma
Lineage: Eukaryota; Fungi; Ascomycota; Eurotiomycetes; Chaetothyriales; Herpotrichiellaceae
Exons: 1
Coding region: 127-1635 (502 amino acids)
Biological process (GO): carbohydrate metabolic process
Molecular function (GO): hydrolase activity, hydrolyzing O-glycosyl compounds
Source: RefSeq, a predicted model, not a curated record